Messenger RNA from Mesorhabditis belari, 1464 nucleotides. The record is from the annotation of a GenBank genome assembly. Lineage: Eukaryota; Metazoa; Nematoda; Chromadorea; Rhabditida; Rhabditidae.
AUGUUCAACGCGCUGCCGAAGAGUUUACUUCUACGGACAUCGUCGUCGAUAACACAAACAUGUGUCUCAUCAGCGAACAUAUCAGCCUGUUGUAGCCGGGGGAAUCCGCCUUUAUUGCAACCAACAGACGCUCAAUGGACAAAGAAAAACAAACAUCAACAACGAGAAAUACGAACGAGUGCUGGUUGCCAUCAGGCGAAAAAAGAUUACUACAAAGUGCUGGGCGUUGAGAAAGCUGCAUCCGCAAAAGACAUCAAGAAGGCCUACUUUCAGAUGGCAAAGAAAUAUCAUCCGGAUGCCAAUAAAACAAAAGAGGCUCAAGAGAAAUUUCAAGAAGUUUCCGAAGCAUAUGAGGUGCUAUCCGAUGAUGGGAAACGCCGUGAGUAUGAUACGUUUGGCACGACUGGUGGUUCUGGUGGAAUGGGUGGUCCGCAAGGUGGUGGUUUUUACAAAUAUCAAAGCCGCCACAUGAGUCCCGAGGAUUUAUUCCGCGAAGCUUUUGGUUUUGGAAAGGGAAGUGGAAUCAAUUGGGACUCGUUCGCCGAUUCAAAUUUUGGGCAAAGUCGUGCUGAAGAGAUUGAGCUUCGUCUCACUUUUGAAGAGGCAGCUCGUGGUGUGGCCAAGAAUAUAGACGUGAAUGUGGUGGAAAAUUGUCAAAGUUGUGCCGGCACGCAGGUUCAACCUGGGUAUAAAAAGGUCUCUUGUCCCUAUUGCAAUGGGACGGGUCUUAUUUCGCAACGGGUUCAAAAUGGUUUUUACUUCCAACAAAGUUGCAAUAGGUGUUUCGGAACUGGCGCAUACAAUAAAAAUCCCUGUCAUGAGUGCGUUGGAAAGGGGCAAACGGUGCAACGGAGGCGUGUUCAAGUAAGCGUCCCUGCAGGUGUGCGCAACAAGGAGCAGCUUCAAAUGUCGGUUGGAAAGAAUUUCGUCUUGAUCUACUGUUCAGUUGAACCGUCCGCGCGCUUUCGACGAGAAAACGAUGACAUUCACUGUGAUGUCGAGAUUUCCAUUGGACAGGCGGUGCUUGGUGGCACGGUUAAGGUUCCCGGCAUUUACGAAGACACCCAUGUACACGUGCCUGCUGGAACAAACUCGCAUACAAGAAUGAAGUUGUCAGGCAAAGGAAUCAAACACUUGAACCAAAGCGGCUAUGGUGAUCAGUACCUCAACAUAAAGAUCAUGGUGCCAAAGUUUUCAAAUGCCGAACAACGGGCAAUCAUUUCCGCAUUUGCACAGACAGAGACGUUACCCAGCGGCACUGUCAAACUUGAGCUUAUGAAAGAAAUGAAAGAGCCAAAGGUCAAAAGCCAAAAGAAAGAAAAGCCAUCUGAAGCUCCGAAAGAUGAGCCUCGAAAAAAUGAAACCGAGAAAGAGCGUCCCGUUGAAACAGCAGAGAAUGUGUCCGAAGAAACGAAAGAAAAAGAAUCCAGCCUAUUUUCUAAACUGAAAAAGUCGCUUUUUGGC